This is a messenger RNA of Morus notabilis, 6155 nucleotides long. Its product is annotated as DDB1- and CUL4-associated factor homolog 1. Gene Ontology annotation, biological process: protein ubiquitination. Bases 185 to 6094 code for a protein of 1969 amino acids. The record is from RefSeq and is a predicted model, not a curated record. Gene Ontology annotation, molecular function: protein binding. Gene Ontology annotation, cellular component: Cul4-RING E3 ubiquitin ligase complex; nucleus. The transcript has 14 exons. Lineage: Eukaryota; Viridiplantae; Streptophyta; Magnoliopsida; Rosales; Moraceae.
UAUUCUCUGCAGACUCCCAAAUUUACACAUUAUUACACCCAUAAAAUUUAAAGAAAAUAUACACAACAACAACUAUAUCUAUAUAUGUAUGUAUUUGUAUAUCGAGUGUAUAUGUAAUCAAGUUCACCCUAGAAAUUCGUUAAUUUUCCAAUUGUGAUUUUUUUCUCGGUUUCAGUCGACAUAUAUGGAGGCGGUCAUGGAUGAGCAAGCACCAAUCCAUGCCCAAGGGCAAGGCGUUUCUCCUCCGCCGCCGCCGCCACCGCCCCCGCCGCCGGUGCCGGAAUCUCAGUCUCAGGGCGGAGACGAUGGGGAAGAGGAGGAAGAGGAAGCGAAGAAUGAAGACGACGAAUUGAUUGCCAAGGCUCAGAAGCUCAUGGAGAAAAUUACUUCGUCGCCUGAUAACCCUAACCCUACCGUCCUCCACGCCCUCGCCUCACUUUUCGAAACUCAAGAGUCUCGAUUCAUGGAAGAGAAUGGUCAUGCCUCCAGCAAUAACCGUGCUUCUCAUAAUAUUGGACGGCUAGGAACCUUAGUUAGGGACAAUGAUGAUUUUUAUGAAUUGAUUUCUUCAACGUAUCUAUCAGAAACAAGAUACUCUGUCUCUGUCCAGGCAGCCGUUGCAAGGCUUCUUCUUAGCUGUUCAGUAACAUGGAUUUCUCCUCACAUGUUUGACGAAACAGUAAUCGACAAUAUCAAACAUAAAGUGAUGGAUGAGACCGCCAGCUUUUCAAGUGAUGACCACAACUCAAGGCGUGAUUUUGGGAGAAAGGAGGCCUUAGAUUCUGAAAUGUUGAAGACCUAUUCAACAGGACUCCUUGCUUAUUUUCUUGCUGGUGGAGGUCAAAUUGUGGAAGAUGUUUUAACAUCUAGAUUAUCUGCCAAGCUUAUGCGUUAUCUUCGUGUCCGAGUCCUGGGAGAGGCAAGUACCAUUCAGAAAGAUUCGGGUCACUUAACCGAAAGUAAGAAUGCUUCUAGUGCUAUCUGCAUAAGAAGUAGAGAUGAAAGUCGGAGCAAGGCUCGGCAGGUUUUGGAAGCUACUCACUUUGACGACUCAAGAAUUACAGAUGAAAAAUCUUUAGAUGAUCAAAGUGUAGAGAGGGAUAAGGAAGGAAGCAUGUGUCGUCAAACAUUUGGAGAAGACUGUUGGGUUGAUGGUGGAGAACCACCUGAUGGUGGUGAUGAGGAGGAGAGAUGGCAUACGCAUGAUAUACCAGAAGGGAGGUCAAAGUUCAUGGAUUUUGAUGAAAAUGGGAGAGAAGACCCCGCAAGGCGUAAACUUAGUCGUGUAAGAUCUAGAGGAAAGGGGGGCAGGUUUAAUGAAGGGCCUAUUGAAAAUGAACAAGUGCUGACCUCACCAGGAUCAGGUAGCCGAUUGGGACAAGGGCGGAGUAAUAGAGACAAAGGCGCAUCAAAAAGUGCGGAUGUGAAAAAAGUAUCAGAUGCUAAAAAGUACUUGGGCAGAAAUACUUCUGAUGUUUAUUCAUUGGAAAGAGCGGAUAAUGAUGACUGCUUCCAAGGAUGCAGAGUUGGAACUAAAGACAUCGCGGAUUUGGUAAAAAAGGCUGUUAGAGCUGCUGAAGCUGAAGCUAGAGCAGCCAUUGCACCUGAAGAAGCCGUUAAAGCAGCUGGUGAUGCUGCUGCUGAGGCUGUCAAAAGUGCAGCUUUGGAGGAAUUUAAGACUACAAACAAUGAAGAAGCUGCAGUUUUGGCUGCGUCCAAAACAGCUGCUACAGUUGUUGAUGCUGCCAAUGCAACUGAAGUUUCAAGGAGUGCUAAAAGUGUUGAAGCUGAUGCUGUGAAACCAAUCGCCACAGAAACAGAAACGGACACAGAAACCAAUGUGGAUGUUGAAGAAUAUUCCAUUCCUGAUGCUGAAUCCCUUGCAAAGUUGAGAGAAAAAUACUGUAUUCAAUGCCUUGAAAGUCUUGGAGAAUAUGUUGAAGUACUUGGACCUGUAUUGCAUGAAAAGGGUGUAGAUGUUUGUCUUGCAUUAUUACAAAGGAAUUCAAAAAAUUCAAAGCCAUCGGAGGUUGCAAUGCUCCUGCCUGACAUAAUGAAGCUCAUAUGUGCCCUGGCUGCUCACCGGAAAUUUGCAGCAUUAUUUGUGGAUAGAGGUGGGAUGCAGAAACUUCUCGCUGUCCCCAGAGUUGCUCAAACCUUCUUUGGUCUUUCUUCUUGCUUAUUUACCAUUGGUUCUCUCCAGGGGAUUAUGGAACGUGUUUGCGCUCUUCCCUCGGAUGUUGUACACCAGUUGGUUGAGUUAGCUCUUCAGCUUCUUGAGUGUCCACAGGAUCAGGCCAGAAAAAAUGCUGCGUUAUUUUUUUCUGCUGCUUUUGUUUUCAGAGCUGUCCUUGAUGCUUUUGAUUCUCAAGAUGGCUUACAGAAAUUACUGGGUCUUUUAAAUGACGCUGCAUCUGUAAGAUCAGGAGUAAAUUCUGGUGCAUUAGGGCUGUCUAGUGCAGGAUCAUUUCGUAAUGAGCGGUCACCUGCAGAAGUUCUGACAUCAUCAGAAAAGCAGAUAGCUUAUCAUACUUGUGUAGCUCUGCGGCAAUAUUUUAGGGCUCAUCUUCUUUUAAUUGUAGAUUCUCUUCGUCCAAAUAAGAGCAAUCGAAGUGCUGCUCGGAAUAUUUCAAGUGCAAGGGCAGCUUAUAAGCCACUUGACAUCAGUAAUGAGGCUGUGGAUGCAGUAUUUCUGCAACUUCAGAAGGACCGCAAGUUGGGUCCUGCAUUUGUAAGAACUCGAUGGCCGACAGUCGAAAAGUUCUUGGGCUUUAAUGGCCAUAUCACUAUGCUGGAACUAUGUCAGGCCCCUCCUGUUGAGCGCUAUUUGCAUGAUUUACUUCAAUAUGCAUUGGGUGUGCUUCAUAUUGUUACACUUGUACCUAGCAGCCGCAAGAUGAUUGUAAAUGCCACGUUGAGCAAUAAUCGUGUGGGAAUAGCUGUUAUUUUGGAUGCAGCUAGCGUUGCUAGUAGUUAUGUGGACCCAGAGAUCAUUCAACCAGCACUAAACGUAUUGGUCAAUCUUGUUUGUCCUCCACCUUCAAUCAGUAAUAAACCUCCUUUACUAGCUCAAGGCCAGCAGUCUGUUGCUCCACAAACCUCAAACGGUCCGAAUGUCGAGAGUAGAGAUAGAAACAUAGAGCGUAAUAUGUCGGAUCGAGCUAUGAAUGUGUCCAGCCAGAAUGAUCGUGGUGGAGACUCUGCUACUACUGAUAGAGGCAGUGCAGCAGCACAUGGUUCCCAAUCCAACAGUACCAAUGUACAAGCUCCUCCUCCCACACCAAUUUCAGGGUUGGUUGGAGAUCGUAGAAUAUCUCUAGGUGCUGGGGCAGGUUGUGCUGGUCUUGCUACGCAACUAGAACAGGGAUAUCGCCAGGCACGAGAAGCUGUCCGUGCCAAUAAUGGUAUAAAGGUUCUGCUCCAUCUCCUCCAACCACGCAUAUAUUCACCUCCUGCUGCUCUGGAUUGUCUUCGUGCACUUGCUUGCCGUGUCCUACUUGGUUUAGCUAGAGAUCAUACUAUUGCCCACAUAUUGACAAAGCUUCAGGUUGGAAAAAAGCUAUCAGAACUAAUUCGAGAUUCAGGCAGCCAAACACAUGGAACUGAGCUAGGGAGGUGGCAAGCUGAACUCUCUCAGGCAGCAAUUGAGCUAAUUGGGAUUGUGACAAACUCAGGACGUGCCAGUACAUUGGCAGCCACUGAUGCUGCUACCCCUACACUAAGGCGCAUAGAAAGAGCAGCUAUAGCUGCUGCCACUCCAAUCACUUACCAUUCCAGGGAACUUUUGCUCCUAAUUCACGAACACUUGCAGGCAUCUGGUUUGAGUGCAACAGCCUCGUUAUUGCUGAAAGAGGCGCAAUUGGCACCUUUGCCAUCAUUGGCAGGUCCUUCAUCUUUAGUGCAACAGGCUUCCACACAAGAGAGCUCCUCCACACAAUUUCAGUGGCCCUCUGGUCGUACUCCUAGUGGAUUUCUCACCAAUAAAUCAAAGCUUACUGCAGUGGAUGAGGAUACAAGUUUGAAGUGUAAUACCAACUUGUCUUUUUCAAAGAAGAAGCAUUUGCUUUUCUCACCAAGUUUUGGUUCACAGUCGAGAAAUCAGGCUCACUCGCAUGAUUCUCACCUAUCAUCAGUCAGGAAGGUCUUCAGUGCCUCAAAACAAUCCUCUGUAUCUACAAGUGUAUUAGAGCCUCCAUUAGAGUCCUCAUUGAAAUGCAGUACAGAUACAGACUGUCAGUGUAAAACACCAAUCAUGUUGCCAACGAAACGAAAGGUCUCAGAAUUAAAGGACAUUGGGUUUAUGUCUUCCUCUGGCAAACGUCUCCAUACUGGUGAGCAAGGACUUAAAUCACCUGGUUGUCCAACACCAAACACUGUCCGUAAAAGCAAUCUAUCAACAGAAGCCUUGGGUUUCUCCACUCUAACUUCUAGCUUGCUGCGAGAUCAUGGGCGUUUGACAGCAGGUUAUUGUCCAUCAGACUAUUUGGAUGAAAGUUCACAUAUUGGCAUGGUGACACCAUCCUCCUCCCAAAUUUCACUUCAAAGUGAUCCUCAGAACACUAACACGGAGCGGUUGACUCUAGACUCUCUUGUUGUUCAGUAUCUAAAGCAUCAGCAUCGCCAGUGCCCUGCUCCUAUAACCACACUUCCACCACUCUCUCUCUUACACCCACACGUUUGCCCUGAACCAAGACGCAGCGUGGAAGCCCCAGUAAAUGUAACAGCCCGGCUUGGUACGCGCGAGUUCAAAAGUAGUUACGGUGGGGUCCAUUGUAAUCGCAGAGAUCGUCAGCUUGUAUACAGCAGAUUCCGGCCAUGGCGACCUUGUCGGGAUGAUUCUGGCGCUCCUUUAACAUGCAUUACUUUUCUCAGCGACUCCUCUCAUAUUGCAGUAGGAAGCCACUCUGGAGACAUCAAAAUUUUUGAUUCAUUUAAUAACAGCAUAUUGGAGAGUUGCACGGGCCAUCAGUCUCCUGUAACAAUUGUGCAGUCCUAUCAAUCUAGUGAGACCCAGCUGCUACUUUCUUCAAGCUCCCAGGAUGUGAGGUUGUGGGAUGCAUCUGCCAUCUCAGGUGGGCCCAUGCAUCCAUUUGAAGGGUGCAAGGCUGCAAGGUUUAGCAACUCUGGUGAUGUUUUUGCAGCCCUAUCUACAGAGCGACGAGAAAUUCUCCUUUAUGAUAUUCAGAGUUGCCAAUUGGUGUCGAAACUGUCAGAUACAUCUGCCAUCUCAACAGGCCGAGGGAAUUCUUAUUCCCUCGUACACUUUAAUCCUUCAGAUACAAUGGUGUUGUGGAAUGGGGUCUUAUGGGACAGACGGGAGCCUGAUCCUGUUCAUCGCUUUGAUCAGUUUACGGAUUAUGGUGGCGGUGGCUUCCAUCCUGCUGGAAAUGAGGUCAUUAUAAAUUCUGAGGUUUGGGAUCUCCGGAAGUAUAGACUCCUUCGAAGUGUGCCUUCACUAGACCAGACAACAAUAACUUUUAACGCACGCGGUGAUGUAAUCUAUGCAAUUCUUAGGAGAAAUCAUGAGGAUGUGAUGUCAGCAUUUCACACCCGCCGGAUGAAACAUCCCCUCUUUUCUGCUUUCCGAACAGUGGAUGCAGUUAACUACUCUGACAUUGCCACAAUCCCCGUUGAUCGUUGUGUCCUUGACUUUACAACGGAGCCUACUGAUUCCUUUGUUGGGCUGAUAACAAUGGAUGACCAAGAAGAGAUGUAUGCUUCUGCUAGGGUCAAUGAGAUCGGUCGCCGAAGGCCAACCGAUGAUGACUCUGAUCCAGAUGAUGCCGAAAGUGAGGAUGACGACGACGAUGACGAUGAUGAUGAUGACAUUGACCCUAUACUUGGUCCGGGUCUUGAUGUGGAUGGUGAUAGUGAUGCUGAUGAUAUGAGUAAUGAUGACGAUGAUGACAGUAUAACCGAUCUUGAUGACGAUGAUGAUGACGGGGAUUUUAUCAUGGAUGAGAUGGAUUUUGAUGGUGGAGGUGGAAUACUGGACAUUUUGACAGAGGGCGAUGAUGAUGGAGAUGAUAGUGAAUUGAUGGAGCCCUUUAGUAGUGAUGAAGAGGAUUUUGCAGGCAACGGUUUUGGUUAUUGAAUACGAGAGGUCAUAAAUAGUUGAGGAUUUUACUAGUUGGCCAGAUAAAUGUAAUUAUUGG